Molecule: messenger RNA, 309 nt
Organism: Parnassius apollo (apollo)
Lineage: Eukaryota; Metazoa; Arthropoda; Insecta; Lepidoptera; Papilionidae
Source: the annotation of a GenBank genome assembly
AUGGAUAUUUAUUAUUGUGGUGCAUGUGGGGAGUUGUUAUCAGAAUGUCCUCACUGCAUUGUGUGUAAUCAAGAGCUACAUUUUCAUUGUGCUGGAAUAACUAAAGCUGCCUAUCGCAACCUGGGAGAUAGAAAAUCUACCUGGCGAUGUAUCAAGUGUAAGCAAACUCACUCUAUUCAGCCUCCUUUAUCACCAAAGUUUGAAUCCGAUGCACUAAUACUUAAGGAGAUAAGAGCUCUCUCUGAUAAACUGGCGCCAUUAGAAUGCCUUAAAGAUGAAGUUAAUGACUUCACCUACCUUGAGAUCUAA